Trachemys scripta elegans is the source of this 3054-nucleotide messenger RNA. It is a transcript of the gene FAM43B, whose product is annotated as family with sequence similarity 43 member B. The transcript is spliced from 2 exons. Lineage: Eukaryota; Metazoa; Chordata; Testudines; Emydidae. The record is from RefSeq and is a predicted model, not a curated record. The coding region runs from base 231 to 1217 and encodes 328 amino acids.
GUGUGUUUGUCUGUGUGAGAGCUCUGGGCUGCUGUGUGCGUGUGUGUGCGUGUGUGGCUGAUGGAGCAGGCCGGGAGGGGGAGCAGCACACGCAGUCAGGGGCUGAAUCCCCGCAUCCUCUCCUCAUUGCUGUCACAGCAGGAGAAGCCGCGGGACCGGGAGCCGGAGCCCGCUGUGGGGCAGUGCGAGCGGGAUCGGCGCAUCUUCCUCCAGCUGCAGUGAGAGCCGCGAUGCUGCCCUGGCGCAGGAACAAAUUCGUGCUGGUGGAAGACGAGCGCCAAGGCAAAGGCAAGAGCCUGGGCCCGGGGCUGAGCUACGCCUCCCUGCUCUCCAGCUUCGUGCGCUCCUGCCCGGACCUGCUGCCCGAGUGCCCGCUGGAGCGGCUGGGCAGCGUGUUCCGCAGCCGGCGGCACAAGGUGGAGCUGAACCAGGAGGACCCCACCUACACGGCCUGGUACCUGGGCAACGCGGUCACGCUGCAGGCCAAGGGCGAGGGCUGCACGGACGAGGCGGUGGGCAAGAUCUGGGCCAAGAGCGACGGCGGGGCCAGCGGCACCAAGGUGAAGCUGACGCUGGGGGCGCACGGCAUCCGCAUGGCCCCCUGCGAGAAGCGGGGCGGCGGCGGGCGGCGGCCGGGCCAUGCCUACCUGCUGCGCCGCAUCACCUACUGCGCGGCGGACGGCCGCCACCCCAAGCUCUUCGCCUGGGUCUACCGGCACCAGGUGAAGAACAAGGCCGUGGUGCUGCGCUGCCACGCCGCGCUGCUCUCCAAGGCGGAGAAGGCGCGGGCCGUGGCGCGGCUGCUCUACCAGACGGCCAGCGCCGCCUUCAGCGACUUCAAGCGCCUGCAGAGACAGAACGACGCCCGGCGCCUCCCGCUCCAGCCGCCGGGCGUCGUCCUGGUCCCGCUGGUGCCCAUCCGCAAGCUGCUCAACGGGCAGUGCCCCUACCGGCCCCCCGCCGACCGCAGCCGCGGCGCCCGCCGGCUCAGCUCCAUCCUGGAGGAGGAGGAGGAGGAGAACCUGGGCGCCGCCCGCCACCACGCGCCCUCGGGCCGCCUCAGCCCGGCCACCGGCUGCAACCAUCCCGCUCCGGCCCCCCUGCGCCGGGAGCGGGCCGAGGUGCUGACUUUAGCCCGGGAGCUGAGGGGCUGGAGCCUCCAGAGCCCACCGCCCUGGAAGCCCGCCCAAGAGAGGCCCUGCUUGUCGGGCUGCUGAAGCCAGCAGGCUAGAGACCGCCCAGCGGCCUUCCCAGAAGGGCCCGCCUGCCUGGGGUGAGGAUGGGCAGAAUGAGUCUGGAAAUGCCACCCGCUGCUGUGCCCCGGCCCGUGUGCCCCUCGCUGCUGCCUAGGGUGACCAGACAGCAAGUGUGAAAAAUCAGGACAAGGGGUGGGGGGGUAAUAGGUGCCUAUAUAAGAAAAAGCCCCAAAUAUCGGGACUGUCCCUAUCAAAUCGGGACAUCUGGUCACCCUACUGCUGCCUUUGCAGCCUGAGGAGAGGCAGACAACAGUCAUCAGGCCCUGCUGACUGGCAGGGCUCACACACAGACCGGCUGACCUGCCCAGCCUGCAGGUAACACUCCUUCACUGCCCUCUGAGUCCAGGCACCAGCUCCGAGGUGGCCCUUUCACCUGAGAGGACAUUGAAAUGAUCUAGACCGGUUGGUGCAUAUCUCCAUCUCUUCCACACACACCUCCCCGCCCCUCCACACACACACAGACCCUUGCUAACCAGCUCAGAGACAGACUGCACUGACUCUAAUGACUGGCAUCUGAAGAAGUGAGGUUCUUACCCACGAAAGCUUAUGCUCCCAAUACUUUUAGUCUCAAAGGUGCCACAGGACCCUCUGUUGCUUUUUACAGAUUCAGACUAACACGGCUACCCCUCUGAUUAGAGCCAUGGACAGGCUCCUGCUAAACUGAGACAUACCCGCAAGGUCUGGAAGGGUGAAGGGUUCCCUGAAUGGGCAGCUGCCACAGGGAGCAACUCUUGUGUGUAUUUUGUACUUCCAGUGAUUUCAAGGAAAGAGAGAGAGACACACACACACAAACUGGGGGUGGGGGAUGAUAUUUCCAUUUCAGCCGAGGGAAGGAGAAGCUGGUUCAGCUGAAGUGACUUUUACUACUUGAUCUAAACUAAAAUUUAUAUGUUAAAAAAAAAGCCAUCUAUUUACAGAGAGAUGCCCUUAGAUUUCACUUCUAUUACAACGUGCAAUUUUUCUGUACAGUUUUGUACAUGUCACAUAGGACAGGUGCCUGUAUGUGUCUGACACUGGGGAGGGGAUGUGGCUUGGGAUGGGUUGUACCGCACGGUGGGGCUGAGUCUGGUUUUCCAAGGUGCUGGGCCCCCAUAGCUCUCCAGAAGGGGUUGUGUGGGCGCUCCAGAGCUCUGCAAAUCAGGCCACAGUUACAUGGCUAAAGAGAAGUGUCUACAUUCAUAUUUAGGCACCUAAAUAAGCAUCCUUAUUUUCAGAGGUGCUGAGCACCUGUUGUCUUUGGUGGGAUUUGAAGAAGUUCAGCACCUCUGAAAAUCAGCCCUCUUUGAGUUAAGUAGCUAACGGUGGGUUUAGCUGUCUACAAUUUGGCUCCCAAGUUUGGAAAAUUUGGCCCUGGGGUUGCCUAGCUGUGUAGGGCCGCCCAGAGGAUUCAGGGGGCCUGGGGCAAAGCAAUUUUGGGGGCCCCUUCCAUAAAAAAAGUUGCAAUAUCAUAGAAUACUAUAUUCUUGUGGGGACCGGGGCCUGGGGCAAAUUGCCCCACUUGCCCCCCCGGGCAGCCCUUUAGCUGUGUCUUAAGGAGAUGGGCUCUAGAACACCCAGGAGUCAAAUUCUUCAUCUUGCUUUGGCUUCAAUGGGGUUACAUCGCGGACAGAUUUGGCCCACAUGUGUCUGACUCUGGGGAUGAGAUGCAGAGCAUCACACACAGAAAGAAGCUUUGUUCUGACACAGAACAUGGGGUGUUUUAACCCCAGGAGAAGAUGGUCAGCUGCACGUCUCCUUUGUAUGUUCACAGUGCAAAGCCCAACGGCAUGUGUGUGUGCGUGCGUACACACACACACAC